This is a messenger RNA of Tribolium castaneum (red flour beetle), 2347 nucleotides long. RefSeq lists its product as uncharacterized. Gene Ontology annotation, molecular function: protein binding. Gene Ontology annotation, cellular component: TRAPP complex; Golgi apparatus. Bases 139 to 1767 code for a protein of 542 amino acids. The transcript is spliced from 6 exons. The record is from RefSeq and is a predicted model, not a curated record. Lineage: Eukaryota; Metazoa; Arthropoda; Insecta; Coleoptera; Tenebrionidae.
UGGCUACAGUGGAUGUCAAUGUCACUAAUAAAAAAGUCACUCGCAAAUGUCAAUAAACGAACGUAAACAGACUUUCGUCGUAUUUAUUUAUUAUAAGUUCGUGUAAAGAUCGAGGUAUUUAGUGAAUAAUUGCUAGACAUGUCGGAAAGCGUGCCCCCGUCCUUGAGUCAAUACUUCGGCGAAAAAACCGACGAUAAAGUAAAGACAAUAGACCUAUCCGAAGAACUAAAUGAAGCUUCCACAAAAAUAACCGAUCUUAAACUAGAUGACAAUCUCCCAAGUGCUAAGAAAAACGAACCAGAAGUGUGUCGAAUAUUCGCCGAAACGCCACCACAAGCCAAAGAUCAGACGACGUCAUUCUUCGAUUUAAUUGGAAACAACCACAGCGUUACCUCCAACGGCUUGAUAUCAAACCUCGACAUAACGCCAAACAACGACGACGGUUUUUGCCCCAGAGUGGCACUAGGCUCGGAAGCAGACCGCAGGAGAGAUGCCUGGAUACCUAGCGAGAGGACCAGACAAUGUCUCAUUGCGUGCGCCACGGCAGCCCCCGGUACGUAUUUUCCAGACAGGGAGCUCCUCACCAUGCCUGGGGUCCUGCUAGAAGAGGAUUUGGGGGACAAUAUCGGGGAAGCAGUCACCUUGUGUCUUGGGGAGGCCGAAGCCGCGCAACGAAGUAUCUUGUCCGAAAGCGACGUAACGCAGGACGAAAGGGGACUGAGAGAGUUAGUACAAGCGGGUUCAUACCGAGCCGCAAUUAAUUUAACUGCGAGACUUUUAACCAUUUACGGCCAGGGUCGGGGCCGCGCGGGCCAUCCUAGCAAACAUUCGCCCCAUUCGUUACAGCUGUGGUUCACUCGUAUCGCCCUUCUAGUCAAAAUCAAAGCCUUUGCAGUUGCUCAAUCGGAAGCUGCCCCUUUUGGUCAGCUCGACAAGCCGGACGUUUUCUACCAGUUUUACCCCGAGAUGUAUGGGGGCCGUCCAGGCUCCAUCGCUUCAUUUUCAUUUCGUUUACUCUUAAGCGAACUGCCAAUGCAUUGCGGUAAACCCAAAGACUCGUUAACAAAGCUGUACAGUAUGAAGUCCACGAUAAAACAAAUGUUGGAUAACUUGAAACAGGGCUUGAGCGAGGACGGCAGCCCUAUCGAAAUUAGUGAGUCGGAUCGCACCGAUUCGAUUCGACUUUGGACGGGGCGCGAGACUCGAGUCAUGCACUCUAUUGUUAAUUGUGCCCUGGCCUUGAAAGAUUAUGAAUUGGCAAUGGUGAUGAUGGAAGAGUUGUGUCACAGGGAUGGGACGGCACGUCAUAUGUUGUAUUCGGCGUUAGGAAGGUUGAGACUGCAAGUGGGCGACGUGGCAGGGGCGGAGACUUGUUUUGAUGAAGCAAGGGCUUUGAGGGGUAACACGACGGAUUUGAGGGAGUAUGUGGAUCGGGGGUUGCUCGCUGUGGCGCAGAAUUCGUUUGAUGAGGCCUAUGUCUGCUUCCAGCAAGCCAGUCUCCUGGACCCCACAAAUGUUAUGAUCCUCAACAACAUGGGGGUGUGCCUCCUCUACGGCGGCCACCUAAAGGAGGCUAUUAAGGUGUUAGAAAGUGCCAUAGAGUCAAAUCCGGUUCACGCCCUCCAUGAGUCUUUGCUUUUAAAUUUGUGUACCUUGUACGACAUGGAGUCGUCGAAAGGCCGUAUGAAAAAAUUCGCCCUGUUGAGACAAAUAUCGAGGUAUCAGGCAGAUGCCCCCACGACGAUUCUUGAAAAACUGUAUGGAUAAUUAAUUGUGUGGAUUUGUUAAUAAUUGUUUAUCUGUGAUUCCUCUAAGUUAAAUCAUUUUCUUUAGCACUAAUUUAUUUACAUUUGUGAAACAUUGGCGCAAUUAAUGAAUUUCCAUCCGAAAUCGUGGCCUAAACGAUUUGUUUUUAAUAUUAGGUCAAAAAUUGUCACGGUCAUCACGUUUUCUCCAACAUCACAAUGAGAUAAGUGCCUUAAAAACGCAGAGGCAUCUCAUAAUUAAAGUGCACUAGCGUGGUUUUGGAUUUUCACGUUUCAGUAUUAAAUGUUGCCACUAAAAAUAUCGUUUGGUACAAAGGAACUACGGUUUUGUAGGCGUAGGUGGUUGUGCAGACACAAUAACGUAGAGCUAGGGGUGUUAAAGUGUUGUGAGCUGUAGCUACUUGUAGAAAUUAUGCCAAAAGUUGAAGGAAUUGUAUACUUUCUAACGUUUUUAAUUCAAGCCAAUGUCGCUUCAUUCAUCAAAAAGCAAUGUUUUCAUCUGUUGUGUUAUGAAAGAGUUUAUUUGUUAACAAGUUUCACUAUUUAUUACACUGCAACUCAAUAAAUGUCUACACAAUGAA